AACUUUUCUCAUUUCUCAUUGGAACAACCACUACAAUCCUAUCCUCCUAAAAUUCAAAAAUUCAAAUUACCGACAUGCUCCUUCCUUUCCUGCCGGCGCCACCACCACCACUGCGAAAUUAAAAUCAUUCCUCCACCAUUUGAUAACACACAUGAAUCUCCAUCUCCUUUUUCUUUGACUGAUACAAUAAACACCUUUACGUCUUCGUUUUCUCCCAAAAAUCAACUCUACACGAUCAAAACUCACUAUAGAUGGAAGAGAGUAAGACUAGAGAUGAUGAAGUUGGGGAGGAGGCAAUGAUGAUUGGACAAAACUCACUAGAGAUGAAACCACGGUCAUGAGUGUUGUUAUCGGAGGAGCUGUUAGGGUUAGGUUUUGUUAGGUGUAGGAAACAAAGAGAAAGAGAUGGUUUGGUUGUGGAGAAUUUGGAAAAAGAUUAAGAAGGACCUUUGGUUCAGAAAGAUUGCAAGAAUUAGUAGAAAUCAAAGUAGCCAAACAAGAAAAAAAUAGAGCAAUUACUGAAUAUUCCUCCACACUUUUUCGUUAAUUCGAUUUAGGCAUUUAUACAGAAUUUAUACAACAAAUCAACGGCCAGGUUGGCCAUCUAAAUCAACACCGUUGAGACAUAAUUGCUUUAACUAACGAGACCUAAACUUUGGAACACAGUUUGAUCUUUAUCAAAACUAAGACACUUUGAAGUGAGAAGAAGUAGAAGAAAGAAGAAACGAAGUGUCCAGAAGAAGCUUCAUUCUCUGCCCAUACAGUGCACUUUUGGUUUAAUGAACUUAAACCAAAACGCACAACAUUUGUUAAAAGUUAAUAUGGGCUGCAACUUUACAUUUGGACUGCUACACCUCAACAGCUCCUGCUCUCUUCUAGUUGGGUUUCGGAACAUCAGUAGAAAUGGGCUUCAAGGAGACUCAACUGCAUUUCUAGUUUAACAGGUUCAAAUAUUCAAUUUCUCACAUGCUCUUUCCUUUGUUGCCGCCACCGCCACCACCACCUGAGAUCAUUCCUCCACCAUUUGAUAACACACAUAAAUCUCCAUCUCCGCUUUCUUUUACUGAUACAACAAAUACCUUUACCUCUUCGUUUCUCCCAAAAAUCAACUCUACAUGGUCAAAACUCACGAGAGAUGGAAGACAGUAAGACUAGAGACAAUAAAGUUGGAGAGGAGGCAAUGAUGACUGGACAAAACUCACUAGAGAUGAAACCACGGUCAUAAGUGUUGUUAUUGGAGGAGGUGUUAGGGUUAGGUUUUGUUGGGUGUGGGAAAUAAAGAGAAAGAGAUAGUUUGGUUGCGGAGAAUUUGGAAAAAGAUUAAGAAGGACCUUUGGUUCUGCUACACUACUAUUAUAAUCAGGAAGCUGUCAGGAUUUUAGACAUGUCUUCAAAAACCUCAGCAUCACUUGCCUUCGUCUUUGCAUUCAACAUUCUCUUCUUUACCCUAGUCACUGCAUGUAGCUCUUGCCCUAAACCAAUGCCAACCCUCGGCUCAGGAUCUUUCUCUGGAUCAGGAUCGGGAUCAGGUUCAGGAUCAGGCUCGGGAACAGCUUCCUGCCCUAGGGAUGCUGUUAAACUAGGUGUAUGCGCUGAUGUGCUUGGUGCCCUGGUGAAUGUGACGGUUGGCACACCACCUGUAACUCCAUGCUGUUCUCUCAUUCAAGGCCUUGCUGAUCUUGAGGCUGCAGUUUGCCUUUGCACUGUCAUCAAAGCCAACAUUUUGGGUCUCAACCUUAAUCGCCCAGUAUCUCAGCUUACUUUUGAACGUCUGUUCUAGGAACGCUUCCUCUGGCUUCCAAUGUGCCUAGUAAUAUUUCUAUUUCGUUGUUUCCAACUUCUAAGAUUAUAAGUUAUGCAUUAUCGUGUCGUUUGCUGCCAGUUUAACUCUCGUUGUGAUGGUGUGAUGGUAUUCUGAUUGUGGGCUGAUGGUGAAUAAGUUUGUCUUGCUUCCAUUGUUACUUGUCGCUAUUGUGCUUCUGUUGAAAAUAAUAUUCAACAUGGUUUAUACGUGUUUAUUAUAAACA
Molecule: messenger RNA, 2027 nt
Organism: Mangifera indica (mango)
Lineage: Eukaryota; Viridiplantae; Streptophyta; Magnoliopsida; Sapindales; Anacardiaceae
Product: 14 kDa proline-rich protein DC2.15-like
Exons: 1
Coding region: 1385-1780 (131 amino acids)
Source: RefSeq, a predicted model, not a curated record